AUGCCCAUCCCCAUAAUCACAAAGGGGAUCAUGGAGGGCAUCUCUUCCAUCCCCUACGCCUAUAGCAUCCUCAAGCUGAUACCAUGGGUUCUCGUCGUCGCCGUGCUGAAAUACUACUUCGGCGGAGCACGAAACAGCUCCGAACGAUUGAUGCAUUCUAAAGUCGUGAUGGUGACGGGCGGAACAUCCGGUAUAGGAGCCAGCGUCGUGCACGAGCUCGCCACGCGCGGCGCCCAAGUCGUCCUCCUCACGCAACACGCCCCCUCGGAUAUCUUCCUGGUCGAAUACAUCGACGACCUGCGCCGAUCCACCGGCAACCAGCUCAUCUACGCCGAACAAGUCGACCUCUCGUCCCUGCACUCGAUCCGGACCUUCGCUACGAAAUGGAUCGACAACGUCCCCGCCCGUCGUCUCGAUAUGAUCAUUCUCUGCGCCAACACGGCGAACCCCUCGUCCAGCGCCCAGCGUGACACGCCCGACGGUCUAGACGAGGAAUGGCAGGUCAACUACCUCGCCAAUUUCCACCUCCUGAGCAUCCUGAGCCCGGCAUUGCGCGCUCAGCCAGCCCACCGCGACGUCCGAGUCAUCUUCACCACCUGCUCCAGCUACAUCGGAGCGACGAUCGACUUGAAACAAACGGAUACGGCCGCAUUAUCAUCAGCCACCGAGGCCGCCGCGUCCUCUCGAACAUCCACCAAAUCAACCAAAUCCAACAAGCCCCCGAAAAAGACCGCAUCCAGCACCACCGCCACCGCAGCAGCAAAGAAGGUUAAAAAACCCAGCCUCUUCGCCGCCAGCAAACUCUCCCUCAUGAUCUUCGCGCACUCCUUCCAACAACACCUCAACGCAUUCAGACGCCCCGAUAACCAACCGCCCUGCACGCGCGUCGUGAUCGUCGACCCGGGAUUCAGUCGCACCCCGGGCAUGCGGCGCUGGCUGACGGGAGGCUCGUUGCUCGGCCUCCUCGUGUACCUGAUCACGUGGCCGUUCUGGUGGCUAGUGCUGAAGUCGCCGCAGCAGGGCGCGCAGAGUAUAUUGUAUGCGGCGAUGGAGCAGCAAUAUGGUCGGGGGAGCGGCGGGUGGAUGAUCAAGGAGUGUCGGGAGGUGGAUUUCUCGCGUAACGAGGUGCGCGACGAGCAGGUCGCCAAGCAGCUGUGGGAGUUCAGUGAGAAGCAGAUCGAGGCGAAGGAGAAGGAGGGGGCGGUGAAACGGGCGUUGGCGCAGAAGGAGUCCGAGCAGCAGCAGGACAGUGCGAAGAAUAACACUCCGGGCAAGGGGGAGAAGGAGCCUACUCCGGGGUCGAGGCGGAGUCGUAAGGCGAAGGAAAACAAAUGA
This is a messenger RNA of Aspergillus melleus, 1335 nucleotides long. RefSeq names its product putative oxidoreductase. The transcript has 2 exons. Bases 1 to 1335 code for a protein of 444 amino acids. Lineage: Eukaryota; Fungi; Ascomycota; Eurotiomycetes; Eurotiales; Aspergillaceae. The record is from RefSeq and is a predicted model, not a curated record.